Molecule: messenger RNA, 675 nt
Organism: Gossypium raimondii (Peruvian cotton)
Lineage: Eukaryota; Viridiplantae; Streptophyta; Magnoliopsida; Malvales; Malvaceae
Exons: 4
Coding region: 1-675 (224 amino acids)
Source: RefSeq, a predicted model, not a curated record
AUGGAAGGCAUGUUGGAGAAUGAUUCAAACUGUCCUCUUCAACAUUCUGUGGUAUCAGAGUCAAGUUUGAUUGUUAUUAAGUGUAUUUCUCAUGGCGACAAACAACAAUACCUUGAGAAUGGGUAUCCUGAUGACGAUGAGGAGGCUAAGUUGAGAGAAAACCGGAAAAGAGACAACAAAACAUUAUUCUUCAUUCAGCAAGCUGUUCACGAGUCAAAAUUUUCAAAAAUUGCAAAAACAGAAAUUGCAAAAGACGCUUGGACAACAUUGCACAUGGCGUAUCAAGACACUUCAAAAGUUGUUACAGUGAAGCUUCAGAUUCUUCGUUGUGACUUUGAGACGUUGCAAAUGAAAAGUGUAGAAUCCGUGCAAGAUUAUCUUACAAGGGUAGCAGCGUUUGAUCAUGUCAUUGCAGCUAUUGAAGAGUCUAAAGACUUAGCUACUUAUUCAUUUGAUGAACUACAAGGAUCUUUGCAGUCCCAUGAAGCGAGAUUGAACCGCACAAAUGACAAGUCUGACGAAAAGGCAUUCCAAGUGAUGGGGGAGCCUUCCAAGCAGCAAGACGAUUCAAGGAAGACCACAUAUAGAAGAGGUUAUCGUGGCAGAGGUGGUUAUCGUGGUAGAGGAGGUCGAGGCAGAGGUAGUGUGUUGGGCAUGAUGAACAAAGGCAGAUGA